Messenger RNA from Paramuricea clavata, 6105 nucleotides. Lineage: Eukaryota; Metazoa; Cnidaria; Anthozoa; Malacalcyonacea; Plexauridae. The record is from the annotation of a GenBank genome assembly.
AUGAAGAAGACAAUCAAAACCCUUCAAAAGACAAUCAGCUGGCAUAAAAAGACAAAAGCGACCUUGCAAAAGAAAAUCCAGAGGCUAGAAGCAGAAAAUAGACCAUUGCUUGCGAGUCAACCAAGUGUUAGUACGGCAGCUUUGGACGAAGCUUAUAUGAAUGAAGACAAUGAACAAGAGUAUCUUGAUGAUGACACCUCAAUGGUUUAUUCGUUUCUUGAAGAAUCUGGUCAGUCUGCUGCUGAGAUGGACAAAUAAAUUAUGAAAAACACUGUCAGGUAAGGCUGGUAAUUUUUGUAUAUAACUUGUCUGUAGGUUAAUACAGUAUGUGAUGCCACUGAACAAUAAUGUUCCAAUCACUAAUCUCUUCUAAUUUGUCCUACAAAAUUGUGCCUUAGAAUUAAUAACUUUUAAUUGCAAACUAUUAAAAUUAUUAUUGAAUCAAUAGUUCGACUUUAUAUUAGUUUGAAGAUGCAUCAAUUCAUCCCCAAACAAAAUAGUAUUAAAAUUUGAGUAAAUGAACUGAUGUUUUUCUAUUUCAGUGUUGACGAAGGAACCAGUCCAUGCAACGAACCAAUGUUCCUUGUACAUUAUAGUCCCCUGGUAGAGUUGUUUGGAAGAUUCUGCUUCAAUUGUAAGGCUGAAAAUCCAAAGUUCAGGUGAAACACAUUGGGCCAAUGGCUACUGUUGUGCAGGCUUGUCGUAAAUGCCUUAUGGAGAAGCUCACAUGGAGAAGUCAACCAAUGGUUAUGGGAAGAUAUGCAGCUGGAAAUAUUAUGACAAGUUUUGGUAUCUUGAUGUCUGGAAUCAAUAUCAGCCAAGCUAUGUUGAUGUUCAGACACAUAUGAACGUAAUUGCAACAAUAAGUGUACGGACAUAUCAUAUACAUCAAAGUACCCACCUAUUCCCAGCUGUCUUGAAACAUUGGGAAGUUUACCAGUCUGGUUUGAUUGAGGAAGUGAAGGACAGUGGAGAAGAAUACUAGACAUGGUCAGGAGAUGGACGUUUUAAUUCUAUGGGUCAUAGCACUAAGUAUGGUGUGUAUACCACGUGGAGCAAUACAACUCAGACGUUUGAUUUGAGUAGCGAAAUAAAGACUUUUAUUAUUAUUAUUAUAUAACAUCAAAAUUGGUCCACUUUGAAUUACUUCAGGUAUAUUUUCAUUCUUAUGAUUUAUCUGUAGUUCAUGGACUCAUGGCUGAACAUGCAUGUGAUUAUUUUGCUUUGUGGAAAUCAUGGUGUCAGUUUAUUUAGCAAGGCUUUUCAUCGAAAGCCUGGACCUUUAUAAUGGCAUUUUCCCCAAAACAAACUAAUCAUGUUUACUGUAUAUCAAUGAAAUGCAUGGUUAGCUAAACAACCCAAACAGGAGGCAAAAGGCUACAUAGACCACCCCAUAAGUAAUUGACAAUAGUAUAAUAUAAUUAAAAACAUUUUUAUACAGGCAAAGAAGUUGGCAGCAGCAAUACAAUGGAACUUGAGGGUGCAAAAAGAUCAUUUAAAUUUCUAAAUGAAUCUGGUCUUAAGAUGGACAUCUUUAUUAGUGACUGACAUAAAGGGAUUGCCUAGUGGAUAAGGACCAAGCAAAAAGGGACAAAACACUAUAAUGACAUAUGGCAUGUAAAUAAGAGUAUAAACAAGGAACUGAGGAAAGUAAGCAAAGAGAAAGGAUGUGAAAUAAUCAAUGAUUGGCUAAAAGGUAUCCACAGGCAUCUGCACUGGAGUGCACAAACCACCAUUCCUGGUUUUGAGGACCUCAUUGUGGCUAAAUGGAAAUCAAAUGUGGCUGGUAAACAUGAAGAUCACCCAGACCCAAUAUUUACAACUUGUGGCCAUGAGGAAUUGGAAGAACGAAAAUGGAUUCCUAUGGGUAUUGUUUUUGCAUUUAAAGCGGCAAUGUCACCAGCUGCACACCCGUUCUGCACAUAGAUCAACUUGAAAAAGUUCACCCAACAUUUUCAAUUGUAUCGAAUUUCAAUAUGGCGUCUGCCCAGGGCGUCAUGCACGGGGAUUCAAGGAAAAAUGCUGGUCGAAAAAAGGUGUUUUCGAGCUGAAACAAGUACAGAAAUUUAUGGGAGAAAGAGCACAGAAGGAUCUAUUUAAGUGGUAAGAUAUUUGAUACGUGGCAAGAGGCCAAAAUAAGGGCUGGAUAUGAACAUUCAAGUGACACUAACUUUGCUGCACAUCUGUUGUCAUUGGAAUUUCGCCACAGGUGGGUUUACAAUAUGAUUUUCAAUAUAUUUUGAAGAGUAAACGAAACUAAUAUGCAAUUUAUUUUGCUUGGGUAUUUAAGGGAAUCAGCAUCUGCAAAAAUGCUGCCAAAACAGCGAGGAAAUUCAAGCACAUCGAUUCUGGUGGCAACUAAGACCUGUCUUGACAAUGGAAGUAGAACACAAUGAGUCUCAUAUGGUUGAAUAACAAACAAACGUCAGCCAAGGUAUGAAGAUGACAUUCACUUUUAUAUAGGAUGUGCUUUGUAAUGGGAGUAAUAUUAAUAUUCAGUUUUAAAAUACGAUUUUGCAAGGUAUAUAGACAAAGAAAAAUUGUAUCAAAAAUUAUAAAAAGAAUUGGUUUAUAUUUAUAUAAUUUACAGCAUUGACCACAGGUAUUAGUGCUGUAUAAUAUUUCAUAUAUUUCCUGCUUUCAGAACCCCAAACAUCUAAACGAUUAAAAAUAAAGGUCAGAUGACAAAACCCUUUCUCAUGUUGAGUCACCUGUACAAACUACAAAGUCAUGAGCCUUUCCAACAACAGAAGGACCAGGCAGUGGGAUGUGAAAAAUGUGAAAGUUGAAAAAGCAUUUGAGCGCAUUCCAGUUCUCAUUUCAAAUGUUAUCCAACGAGCAACAGAUCGACUGCAUGAUGAUGGCUAUAUCACCCCGCCAUGUUUCCUUAAAUGCAAGCGACCCAGGCUACAUUGCUCCCCACUGUUGCACAUAUAUCACCACCAGCAACAAAGGACAUACCAAAACGAAAACACUGAUUUUUGCAAUAACUGAUGUAACAGUGGCACAUUCCAAUUUUGUACAAAAUUUAUGCAAUUUCUAAUGUAUAUUUUAUAAAAAAUCCUUAUUAUUUACUAUAUAAAUACAUAAAUUAGAAUAUAAGUUAUUAAAAUCAAAUUCCCUUUGCUUUAGAAAGUUUACCAAAGGUUCAUGAAUAUCAUCGUUCUCUGUAACACAUAUAACUCCAGUCAAAAGUCUUAUUUUGAAGACUACACAAGAGGGGCAAACACUGCCAUUCCCUUUGCCCAAAUAUCCAUGCCGAGCCCAUGUGUGAACAUAAUCCGUACUCCUUAUUCCUUUUCUUAGGCUUCUAAUUGCCAGUUUUCUCACUGUGUCUUCAUCCAGUGUAUGAAUAAAUGCCUGUGAAUUUAAUGAUGUAUUUUAUAAUAAAAUAAUGAAAUGACCAUCCAACAGCUUUAACAAUUUCUAGCAUCAAAGCAAGAUAAUUGGUCUUGUAUGGGUUGAAGUCAUGCUAUUGUCUCCAUCACAAACCUUUUGGUGAGAACAACGAAAUGGCCUGAUCCACGGUUCAUAUGCACAAGCCCCAUAUGCAUUGCAAUUAGCUUCAAUUAGAAGGUUAAGGGGUUGUUUAUUUUUAUUUACUAAAUAGCUAUUAUACAAAAUGUUAGGAUAUUUUAUUUAUAUAAAUAUAUAAUUAUGUGUCAUUUGGCUAAUAUUCAGGCCAUCUGAAAUUGGAAAAAUCAAAGCAGCAACAAUUUGCCAUUGGCAAACAGGUCUCCAGCAUGUUAAUCUGCCGCCCUGACAUGUCCUGACAGGUGGGCAAUUUGCCUUUGCGGAAUUAUUUUUGCCGUCCUGAACAAAUGUACUGCUAUUCCCUGUUUCAAAUUUCAGUCUGUGCCAUCACUUCCCAAUUAGACUUUGUACUGUAUCACCAUUCAACAGUUUCAACCAAAGUUAUUCAACUUAAAGAUGUGGUACAGUCAGAUCUGUGCAUGUGCACAAACAGUUUAUUUAGGUUUUUAUUUCAUUUUAUAUUCCUGCAAAGCUUGAUUGUUGUGUCUUGAUAAUUUAUUAUACUCUAGAAUCAUGAAAAUAUAAAUAGUCAUCCACUAAAAUUCAGUAUUACCACAUCUUCAAACAUGUUUAAUAUACCUCAUUUUAAAAACGUUUUAAACAAUUUAAGAUGUAUUAGAAAUUCACAAACCUUAUAGUAUUAAUUAAUAUUGUUUUCUCAGUGUUGACAGUUGCACGCUGUAACAGGCCACAGAAGUAUGUGGUACUUUUGCAAACGUUCUGCUACAACAAAGUAGGAUAAACAGUAAAUAUAAUGUGGUAUAAUAUGCAAACACAAAUAAAAGAUACGGUCAAGUACAUUUGAUUCCCACACAUACCCUAUUCUUGCAAGGAGACUGAGGAGUUUUGCGAGUUCCACACUUGCAGCUGGCAGAAUACACAGCGUUCUUUAAUAUUUGCCUUAUGCGGGCAACCUUGGUCACUGUUCUCGUUUCUUUUGGUGGCACAUGAACUUUUACAACUAUAAUUGUCAACCUGUAUGCAAUGAAGCAAUUAUUUGGGCUUUUCCGCCGCUGAAAAUGUGAAUAUAUGCACAUUUUUAUAAGUAGGAAUAUUGUGAUUCCGACCUUUUCCGACAUAUUCUGAAAAUUGGUUUGUAUAUGUGCAGAACGGAUGCGCAGUGGGUGACACUGACGCUUUAAAUCCUGAAAAGAGAACUAGCUUGAGUCAGAAGUUUUCUAGGGUUUUAUUUGCUGGUUAAUUGCCUAAAUUUAAUUGCCCAAUUUCAAUAAAAUCGAAAUCAUUUUAUCAGCUGCCAAUCAGUCGAUAUGCCAAUCUUCUAUUUUAGUGUAGUGUACUGUACUGUUGAUCAAAUCCCAUUGAACCUAUAAUCAGUCCCAUUUAACCUAUAAAAAACUAAAUUUUAUCCUUCAAGGAACUGUUCCCAAUGGUCAAACCAGUUGUUUUGAAGGAUUUCAUUCUACUCUUAACCAUUGACAUCCAAAAAUGAUCCAUUACUCUUGGCUGGGAACUUUUUGCAGGUAACUUAUUUGUUUGUAUAAAAAAUGUCAGGUAUUAUAUAUAUGUUAUUCAAAUUCACAGACACAUUAUUGCCAUCCUUCCUUUUAAUGAAAACGUGCAUCGCAAGUCAAAGAAAAUGAAAUACAGUUGCAUCAGUUACAACAUUAACUGGCCAAAAUUUAAGCUGGGUGAAGAAGUUGUUUGUGAAGUAACAGUUCAGCCUUCUUAUAUCAAAAAAUUUGUUUUAGUCCCUACCAACAUAUUUGCAUGUUUGAGGACUUUGAAAAAACUGGUCAGAUUUGUGCUCCAUUUUACCCAAUAGCCUUUACUGUUUAUUGCACUUUUGCCCCAGCAACCUCGUUUUCAUGUUUGACUGUUUUUAUAGCAUGGCAAACGCCCAUGAAUGUUAUAUCCCCAUAUUUUCUGCACAAAUGUUUCUCUUGUGCACACAAAACAUGGGGAAAUAACCAUUUGGAAAUCAGGUCAUCGAGGCAAGAAUGUAAUGAACAAUACAGUUUAUUCUGUCCAAGUAUCCCUGAGUAAUUCUUUCUAUUGGAAAUAACCAACACAAAAAAUGGUUGUUUAAAUCUUUAUAACAGGUUUUAUAUAAUUUUUAUUGUAGAAUAUGUCAUCGCUGUGAAGAACAUUCUAUUCUCAACCACUGAGGAAGAUUUAUCUAAAACUGUGGAAAAGUACAGAAAGAAAGCAUUGGACCCUUUGUGCAAACAGUUUACAGAUAGAAGAUCUAAAGAAGAUGCCAUCAAACAGUACAGGGACAGGAAAGCACUUGAUGGCCAAGCACUAUUCCCUAGCUGUGAGUAUAUCCAGAACCACAACAAGCUAACUGUUUCAAAAUAUUGUAAUACAUCUUCCAAAAACAGCAUCCUGGUUUGACUCUAAACUUGAGUUACAAGAUACUGUUUUUCAGAAUAUGUUUUGUAUUUUAUAAUAUGUGCAGUUUCAUUGAACAACAUUUUAAUAUUGUGAUUUUUCAUAGUGGAAGAACAGAUGCAAAAGCAAAGCGACUUAAUAGCACAACAGGAAGCAAAUGCAAUAUCCCAGCAAAGCCAGCCAAUUCGUAGUUGCAAAGAAUGUAAUGGAGACAUAUAG